Molecule: messenger RNA, 618 nt
Organism: Quercus robur (English oak)
Lineage: Eukaryota; Viridiplantae; Streptophyta; Magnoliopsida; Fagales; Fagaceae
Product: pentatricopeptide repeat-containing protein At1g64100-like
Exons: 2
Coding region: 1-618 (205 amino acids)
Molecular function (GO): protein binding
Source: RefSeq, a predicted model, not a curated record
AUGGCAUUGUUUUUGGAGAUGGAAGACAAAAGGCUGGAUUGUGAUAUUGUGAUUUACAGCAUCUUGAUUGAUGGUUUCUGCAAUACUGGGGAACUUACGAUUGCAAGAGAAAUCUUUAGUGGUCUUCUUGUGAAAGGAUUGCAUCUUGAUGUUUGGACUUACACUAUAAUGAUCAAAGGAUUUUGCAAGAAUGGACUAGUUGAUGAAGCGAGUGAACUGCUUGAGAAAAUGGAUGGCAAUGGUUGUUCACCUAACGAGCACACAUAUAACACAAUAAUCCAUGGGUUUUUGCAACAUAGAGAGACAUCAAAGGCAAUGAAAUAUCUCAAAAUGAUGGUUGACAAGGGAUUUUCAGCAAACGCAACAACUGCUGCCUUGUUUAUUGACUUGCUGUCGUCUGAUCAAGUAGAUAAAAAAUAUUCAAGAGCUGCUUCAAAAGUCUGGGUGAAGGUGACAGAGGAGGAUGGGGUUGGCUUGGAGGUGAGGUCUGAGAGGUGGAUGGACACAUCCUCCCUUGUGGAGAGGGCAAUGGCGAUGGCUGUAGCGCAAUCAAAGGGUCCAAAUAAAUCUUGUAUUGCGGCGGCAAUAGCACCCUCCCUAAGCACGAUAUUACGCUGA